Nannospalax galili (Upper Galilee mountains blind mole rat) is the source of this 2554-nucleotide messenger RNA. It is a transcript of the gene Sack1a, whose product is annotated as family with sequence similarity 83 member A. NCBI's taxonomy places the organism in Eukaryota, Metazoa, Chordata, Mammalia, Rodentia, Spalacidae. The transcript has 4 exons. Gene Ontology annotation, biological process: epidermal growth factor receptor signaling pathway. The coding region runs from base 150 to 1460 and encodes 436 amino acids. The record is from RefSeq and is a predicted model, not a curated record.
AGAGGCAGGGACCCUGCAGGCCAGCAGGGAACUGGCAGCCUCCUAGGAGUACUGGGAACCCCAUUCCUUCACAGUGUGGUCUGCGUGCUCCCUACAUCUGGAAGAGUUCCAGGGCUGGCCUCCCCUCCACAACUGAGGCACACAGCAUCAUGAGCUGGUCAAGGCACGUGGGCAAGAUUCGGAAACGUCUCGAAGAUGCCAAGAAGCAGUGGGUCCGGCCGGCCAGAGCUGACUUUAGUGACAAUGAAAGUGCCCGACUGGCCACCGAUGCCCUCUUGGAUGGGGGUCCUGAGGCUUACUGGCGGGCUCUCAGCCAGGAAGGCGAAGUGGACUUCCUGUCUUCAGUGGAGGCCCAGUACAUCCAAGCCCAGGCCAAGGACCCCCCCUGUGCCCCAGAUCCUACAGGAGGGACAGAGGCAGGCCCCAUGGGACUCGAUUCCUGUUCUCUCCAGUCAGGUACCUACUUUCCUGUGGCCUCGGAGGGCAGUGAGCCAGCUCUGCUGCACACCUGGACCUCUGCUGAGAAGCCUUACCUGAAGGAAAAGUCCAGCGCCACUGUGUACUUCCAGACAGACAAGCACAACAACAUCAGAGACCUCAUACGCCGCUGCAUCUCCCGGACCAGCCAGGUCCUGGCCAUCCUGAUGGAUGUGUUCACAGAUGUAGAGAUCUUCUGUGACAUUCUAGAAGCAGCCAACAAGCGUGGGGUAUUCGUCUGUGUGCUCCUGGACCAGGGAGGUGUAAAGCUGUUCCAAGAGAUGUGUGACAAAGUCCAGAUCUCUGAUGUUCAUCUCAAGAACAUUUCCAUCCGGAGUGUGGAAGGAGAGGUAUACUGUGCCAAAUCAGGCAGGAAAUUUGCUGGCCAAAUCCAGGAGAAGUUCAUCAUCUCAGAUUGGAGAUUUGUCUUGUCUGGAUCAUAUAGCUUCUCCUGGCUCUGCGGACAUGUGCACCGGAACAUCCUUUCCAAGUUCACCGGCCAAGCAGUGGAGCUAUUUGAUGAGGAGUUCCGGCGCCUCUAUGCCUCCUCCAAGCCCCUGAUGGGCCUGAAGUCCCCCAGGCUGGUCACCAGGCUCCAGCCUGGCAAGGUCCCCGACGCCCCCAAUGGCCGCCUCAGUAGCAGCAGAGGCUCGGCCAGUGACCGCACAUCCUCCAACCCUUUCAGCAGCCUGUCCAGAGGCAGCAACCCCCACAACUACAGUGUGUCCACGUCGUCAGGGCCGGGCAGUCCCCUGGCCCCGAUCCCCACCUCCGUUCCCAGGCUUCAGCCCUACCACAGCCCCUGGAAAGCCGCAGCCCCACAGGCCCUCCUUGUCCCCAUAAGGCCCCACGAGGGAGCACCUGCUCCCUACAGCAGCCUCGCGGCCUAUGGGCCCACACGGCUGCAGCUGCAGCAACUUGGCCUGGUGCCCAGAGUGACCCACCCCUGGAGGCCUUUUCUACAGGCUUUGCCUCAUUUCUGAAGGGACACAGGACACGAGAUACACACACACACACACACACACACACACACACACACACACACACUGUCCUCCCUGGGGCUAGGGGUGGGCAUUGUUGGAUUUUCUGGCUCAAAGGCAGCACUGUAAGGACCAGUAGCAUUGAACUUGAUUUCCCUUUGAGCUAAAAGCACUGGGAAGAAAUCACUGCCUACCUUUAGAAUGUCCCCAGGCCUGAGACUAUUCUCUUCCCAAAUUGCAUCAGUUUCUGAGUUUCCCUCUGUGGUUUGGCCUAAUCAACCUAUUCUAGAAAGUUCCAGGGAAGAAGUGAGGAGACCUCAAAGACAAAAUCUGGUAAGAAAUUUUCUUCCAAAGACCAUCCAGCACUUUGUAUUAAUGUCUCCAUAAUGUAGAAAUGCCCAUAAUGUAGAAAUGUCUAGGUUUUGCAAACAGGUAGGCUGAGGCACAGAGAUGUAACUGAGAGCCAAGCACUUCUGUUUCCCAGAUCCCAGGAACGCUCUAUGCCCCAAAGACCCAGAAAGGAAAGAUUUAGGAAAGCAGGAGGUACAUUACAUUCUGUAUAUUUCUGGCAGGAAACUCCAGCUCCCCACUCCCCACUCCACCCCCCACCCUCCAGGAAAAGGUAAAAUUGGUGUUUCCCUGGGUACUGGACCCAUUGGGGAUUAGGGGGUGAAACCCCAGAAGGUGUGUGUGGGGUUGCCCAAAGCUGUGGCUAUCAGGAAUGAGACAACCCACGGAGCCUGGGGGUGCAGUUCCACAAGGGCUUUUAAGUGUUGUUGGUUUAUUUCUAUUGCUGUUUUGAUUAAAUAAAAAACCCUGACAAAGAGCAACUUAAGGGAGAAUGGAGUUUAUUUCAGCUUGCAAUUCCACGUUACAGUACAUCGUUGUGGGGAAGUCAAGGCAGGAACUUCAAGCAGCUGGCCACAUCACAUCCAGUCAAGUGCAGAGGGUAAUGAAUCCAUGCGCGCUCACCUGCUUGCUUGUGUUCACUCAGCUCAGUUUCUCCGCUAUUAUACAGUUCAAGAUCCAUUUCCUAGGGAAUGGUGCUGCCUACAGUAGGCUAGUGUGCUGGAUAGCUUUAGUGUCAACUUGACACA